AUGCAGAAUAAACGUACUUUCAGUGGCGACUUUACAUUUGAAGUGAACGAGAAGGUUGUCUCUAUAGUAGCUAAAGAAACUGGCUUUCAAGGCAUUGAACCACAAGCACUGGAAGCGCUUUCAAGCCUACUAGAUUCAUACUUGGACAAGAUGCUAUCCUCUGCUCACCGAUUUGCAGAGCUGGGCAAUAGGGCAAAACCAAAUAUACAUGAUAUCACUCGAUCACUAGAAAACGCUGGCGUAGAGAUAUCCAAUUUCAAAGAGUACCUCAACACCAAAGUAAACGAUACAAAGACAGCUAAAUUAAAGAAAAAGUACUUCAAGACACAAAAGACAACAUCCACACUAGAGACAAUACCGAAUUUCCUGCCAUCCGACAAUGAAGAUUCAGAAGAUGAAGCAGAGGAUCACACAACAGAAGGCGGUAUGCCUACCUACGUGCCUCGACAUUUACCUUCGUUUCCAAGCAAGCAUUCAUUUAGACAAACACCUAUUUACAUUAAUCGACCGGACGAUCCACAAAAAGUGCGUGAAUUGACGUCUGAGCAAUCAAGAACAGUAGAAGAAAACCUCAAAAAGCUCAUGUCGGCAGAGAAUCAGCUAUUACGGCAAGCCAAUGUCGAUUCUACCACUGCACUGCUAGAAUCUACGGAUACCACUAAAAGCAGCAACAUUAUGAUGCCGAUUGUCAAUUAUGAGGUAUUCAUUCAAAGAAGAAAGAGACAAAAGCAAUCAGGCACAACGCUCAAUGUAGAGGGAUCCGAUGAACCUAAACCCAACAGCAGUAAUACAACCAACAAUGCCAGUGACAUGGGCGGUUUGGAUCUGGAUACGACUCAAGUAGAAGGAGGAGGAGCAGAAGAGGAAGAGGUUGAUAAGAGUGCGCAAGUAGCAUAA
Molecule: messenger RNA, 897 nt
Organism: Mucor velutinosus
Lineage: Eukaryota; Fungi; Mucoromycota; Mucoromycetes; Mucorales; Mucoraceae
Exons: 4
Coding region: 1-897 (298 amino acids)
Biological process (GO): transcription initiation at RNA polymerase II promoter
Cellular component (GO): transcription factor TFIID complex
Molecular function (GO): protein heterodimerization activity
Source: RefSeq, a predicted model, not a curated record